AUGGAGCUCUUUUUGUGCUCCCCGAUGCCAAGGAAGCACCUGGGGGCAGUUACUGGUGGUGUUCUGCUUCUGCUCCUGCCCGCCGUUCCUUGGAUUCUGCAAAAUGCUGACUGUGGUUAUGAGGAGGAAGAAGCAGCCUGGACUUUAGCAGGGGCCUCUGGUACCCAGGAAUCUGGCAAAGUCUUGUCCAGAAGGAGGCGCUAUGCAAUCAACCCUCUAGGUUAUAAGUGGGACCACGUGAAUCUAACAUACAAGAUCGUGCAAUUCCCAAGUACUCUCAACAAGGCUGACACGGAAAGAGCCAUCGCCAAUGCCUUCCGCAUGUGGAGCGACGUUUCGCCUCUCAGCUUCCGCCGCCUGCCCCCUACACAGCAGGCAGACAUCACAAUUGGUUUCUACACCUUCAAUCAUACCGAUUGUUGGUUCUCCCCUCUGCACCCGUGCUUUGAUGGGCUGAACGGGGAACUAGCUCAUGCUUUCCUCCCUCCCCGUGGUGAGAUCCACUUCGAUAACCAUGAAUUUUGGAUUUUGGGCCGCUCACGCUUCAGUUGGAAGCAAGGUGUUUGGCUGAAUGACCUGGUGCAGGUGGCGGCUCACGAGAUUGGCCAUGCUCUGGGCCUAUGGCACUCCCGGGACGUCCGUGCCCUCAUGCACCCCAAUGCCACCUACAGUAGGACAUGGCGCAUUGGCCAGGAUGACGUCUGGGCCAUCCAGCGACUAUACGGCUGUGUGGAUGAGAAGAGACAGUGCCCAUUCUGGGCACAGCAGGGAUUCUGUACACGGCAGCGAGACUUCAUGAAACGACACUGCCCCAAGAUCUGCAACGCCUGCUUUGAGCACCCUGCUACAUCCACUUCCUCUUCCCCAUCUGCCCGUCCUUCUCUUGUUCGCUUAAGAUUCAUCUCUAAGGGCAGAGUCAUCACCUUCCGUUGUGGGUUGAAUUCCUCCGCAUCGCACUUGCAAGUCAGCUGGUAUAAAGAUGGGGAGCCCCUCUCCCACUCCCUCCCAGGCUUUGAGCUGCUUCCCAGCCAGGACCUGCGUGUUGUUGCAACAGAGUUCAGUGAAGGGCGGUACGCCUGCUUGAUCCGCCAUGGCGGCACGACUCUCCGGAUUAACUCUUGGCAGGUAAAGCUUAAAGCUAAGAGCUCUUUGCACCCCCUGCUAGGACUGCCUAAGGACACACACGGGAGCACGCUGACGGAAGCUGCACCUUAG
Messenger RNA from Eublepharis macularius, 1215 nucleotides. Its product is annotated as matrix metalloproteinase-23-like. The transcript is spliced from 8 exons. Gene Ontology annotation, biological process: proteolysis; extracellular matrix organization; collagen catabolic process. Gene Ontology annotation, cellular component: extracellular matrix. The coding region runs from base 1 to 1215 and encodes 404 amino acids. Gene Ontology annotation, molecular function: metalloendopeptidase activity; zinc ion binding. Lineage: Eukaryota; Metazoa; Chordata; Lepidosauria; Squamata; Eublepharidae. The record is from RefSeq and is a predicted model, not a curated record.